Trichosporon asahii var. asahii CBS 2479 is the source of this 2334-nucleotide messenger RNA. RefSeq names its product Phospholipase A-2-activating protein. The record is from RefSeq and is a predicted model, not a curated record. Gene Ontology annotation, cellular component: nucleus; cytoplasm. Gene Ontology annotation, molecular function: ubiquitin binding. Lineage: Eukaryota; Fungi; Basidiomycota; Tremellomycetes; Trichosporonales; Trichosporonaceae. The transcript has 7 exons. Gene Ontology annotation, biological process: proteasome-mediated ubiquitin-dependent protein catabolic process; ubiquitin recycling. Bases 1 to 2334 code for a protein of 777 amino acids.
AUGGCCAAGCAGUACCAGCUGGCAUUUACCUUACACGGACACUCUUCCGACGUCCGGAACCUCUGCGUCCCAAACACCAAGGAGUCUGUCCUCCUCUCGGCGUCGCGGGAUGGCUCGGCGAUCGCCUGGGGACCGGGGUCUACUUCCAAGGACUGGGACGCCACGGUCAGAGCUGAGGAGCUCGAGAGAAGAUUCGUGAGCUGUGUUACUGCAGUGACCAACGGAGGACAACGUAAGCUGCAAAUCCCUUCCUCCGAAGUUGACGUAUUAGGGUACAUGGUCACCGGCUCGUCAUCAGGCAUGCUGUCGACAUACCCUCUUCCUCCCCUGGAAUCCCAGGAUGCGACGCUUGACGCCCCGACACUGGAACCGCAGCACACCGUCAUCGAACACCGCAAGAAUCUCUGCUGCAUCGACGCCAGCGCCAACGGGCUCCUCGUCUCUGGAAGCUGGGACAACACUGCCAUUGUUUGGAGGGACUUCAAGAAGGCCGUCCAUAUCGAGGGCCAUCAGCAGGCUGUCUGGGCUGUCCGAUUCGUUGGGGAAGACCGGGUACUGACCGCCUCCGCGGAUAAGACGAUCGUUCUCCACUCCCUUGACGUUGCCGCCGGCAAGUCGAAGCCGCUGCAGAAGUACUCGGGACACACCGACUGUGUUCGUGGGUUGAGCUUGACGCCGGACGGCAAGGGAUUUUGGAGCUGUGGUAACGAUGGCCUCGUGAACCUCUACUCUUUCGACAGUCCCUCGCCUGUCCGGACCUUGUCGGGCCAUACCUCGUUCGUAUACUCAGUGACGGCCUUUCCCGACGGCUCCGGUGCCAUCAGUUCCGGCGAGGAUGGAACCCUUCGCGUGUGGUCCAGUAAGCGUCUGUCUGAGCGAAAGCAUCUAACGGCAGACUCUGAGCUCGUUCAGACGAUCCCCCAUCCUUCGCUUUCUCUCUGGUCCACCGCUAUCGCCCCCGUCCCGGGCUCGUCGAGCUACUACAUCAUUUCUUCCUCGGCUGAUUCAAGCAUCCGAUUCUUCAGCAACGAGGAACAGUUCAUGGCUUCCCAGAAGGACAGGGAAGACUGGGACCACGAGGUUGCUCAGCGUAAACUCGACAAGUCGGCGACGUCAAGCGAUCUGACCUUCCUGGAAUGGAGGCGCUUGGCCGGCCAGGUUAUAAUGAUCAAGAACAACGACAACGUCGAGGCGUACCAAUGGUCGCAGGCGAACACGACGUGGCAGCAGAUCGGCCAGGUUGUCGAUGCAAUUGGCUCGGGCCGCAAGCAGCUGUACGACGGGCAGGAGUACGACUAUGUUUUCGAUGUCGACAUCCAGGACGGUGUGCCGCCGCUGAAGCUGCCGUACAACGUGACUGAGAACCCGUGGACGGCUGCGCAGCGCUUCCUCGAGAAGAACGAGCUGCCGUCAGGCUAUGCGGAGCAGGUCGUCGACUUCAUCCAGAAGAACACGGGUGGCGUGCAGCUUGGCACCGGUGGCGGCAACGACGCCUAUGUUGAUCCGCUGACCGGAGGAUCGCGGUAUACCGGUGCUUCGACGGGCGGCGGCAAUCAGUCCUGGGGCGGCGACCCAUACACUGGCGGCGGCGCGUACUCGACGCAGUCUGCUCAGCCUUCCGUUCGCAUCCUGCCCGUCAGGACGUACCUGUCGUUCAAGAAGAUCAACCCUCAGGCUGCCCUCGGCAAGGUGAAUGAGUUCAAUGAGGCGAUCAAGGCAUCCUCCCCUGAUCUCGCGCUGAGCGCCGCCGACGAGGCGUCGCUGAAGGCUGUUGUUGACAUUCUGGCCGCGGACCAGCCGGUGAAGAAGGAGAAGUGGCAGCCGGCCGCGCUUCUCUCCGCCGCGGUCAAGUGGCCCGAGGACAAGCGCUUCCCUCCCCCUAUUGACCUCCUGCAGGCUGCUGGAUGGGGCGAGCCGUGGAACCCGAGCAAGCCGCGCGCGACGAACCAGGUGCUGGCGAUGCGCGCGCUUGCGAACCUGUUUAACACGACGCAGGGCCGUGCCGUUAUGGCUGCGGCGGGUCAGGCGGGCGUGCUGGCGGAACUUCGUCGGGGCAGGCAGUGGGACCAGGUCGGAACAGCCAAGCAGCCGCUCGCCACGAUCGCCCUUAAACCCUUGAGCUCACCGCAGAUUCUCGACAACGAGACCACAGACAGCGAGACGAUCUACCGCGCCGGCGUCGCGCUGGGCAACCUACUCUCCUCCUCUGCCACCGGCUCUCUCCCUGUUGGCGACGUGCAGAACGCAAAGAGCCUCCUUUUCACCCGUGCCAGCGCAACUGGCGAGAAGCGCCUGACUGACCUGGCGCUCGAGGUCGGGCAGCUCGCGUCGUAG